Molecule: messenger RNA, 2323 nt
Organism: Diaporthe batatas
Lineage: Eukaryota; Fungi; Ascomycota; Sordariomycetes; Diaporthales; Diaporthaceae
Exons: 4
Coding region: 754-2235 (493 amino acids)
Biological process (GO): transmembrane transport
Molecular function (GO): transmembrane transporter activity
Source: RefSeq, a predicted model, not a curated record
GCAAGGCAUCUAGAUGGUGACCAGACAGACACCGUAUGUGGCCUGUCUUCCAGCAUACCUAUAUACUCAAGGUACAUAGGAACCUAAGUAGAUACAUAGGACGAUCAGCUUAUGCGCGCUCGUGUGUCAAAGUCGCACGGCCAGAACCUUAUCUGGGCCCAUCGAGCCCAUCGAGCCCAUCUCACUCAUUAUUAUUAGCUCGCCCUCUGAGGCUCAACCUUCUCUGCCGACGCCCACCCUCAUCUACCGCCCGCUAGUCCGUGCCUCGGAUCGCCAGCCUCAGCCGCUACCAUGUCUCACCUUCGGCUCCCCAGCCAGAACCAGCUGGCAAGACGAGGCUCUUCAGAGCUGUGUACGCCGGGCCGGGCCCAACAAUAAGGUGGACGGGAUGGAUAACCCUGACGACGACGACGACGACGACGACGGAGCUGAAAUAUUUCUUUCCUGGCAAGUGCCCUUUUCACGACAGUGUCGUUGUGAUGCGCUCCGGCGGGCCACACCACCCACCUCCCGCAGGCCCUGCCGCUCCUGAUGAUACAUACCUCUUCGUUGUAAUGGACCAGCCCAUGCCUGGCAUGGCCGGCGCCUGCAAUUGGCCUUGUUCACCGAGCCGCCCGCCCGAAUCAAAGGACCCGGUCGAGUUUGGUUUUGGCAUACCGGUCCCGGCAAGCCCGCCCGAAUGCGGGAGGGUCGGUGGGUUGCUGUGUCUUUGAUAAUAGGAUCGCGCCUCCUGCUGGGGCUCACAGAUCCGAUAUGAGAUAUGCUCCAGCCCAACAAGAUAGAGGCAAAGUGAAAGCAAGACACCCAAGACUCGACUGCUCGCUCGUCUGGAUGCCUAGGCCCACCUCGAGCAUGGCGUCAAAAGAGACACCCGAGUCUGUGGCCACCCUCGGCUUUAGCACCCUGCCACCAGUCCAAGAUGAAGCGUCGGAAGAUGACACCCUGCAGAGAAUACCCACGGUCAUGAGCACGGCAACCGUGGAAAUUAUCAACGACAAGCCCGUGUUCCGCCCUACCCGGGACUUCGUGCUCGCCUUCAGCGCUCUGUGUGUUCUGGGACUCGCCUGUGCCUUUGAUGCGACCACGCUGUCUGUAGCCCUCCCUACCAUGAGCGCAGCCCUGGGCGGGACAGCGCUCGAGGCAUUCUGGUCCGGCACGAGCUUCCUGCUCGCCUCGACCGUGCUCCAGCCCACCGUCGCCUCCCUCAGCAAUAUCUUCGGUCGCAAGCUACUCAUCUACCUGUCAUCCGCUCUCUUUGCCGCCGGCUCUCUUGUCGCUGCCCUCGCCGGAAAUUUCAGCGUCAUUCUUGCCGGCCGUACUGUUCAGGGCGUCGGCGGUGGUGGCCUCCUCGCCCUCACUGAGGUCGUCAUCACCGACCUCGUCCCGCUUGCCUUCAGGGGCCACUGGCUCAGUGUGCUGAGUGGCGUCUGGUCGAUUGGAACUGUCACCGGCCCGCUCAUCGGGGCGGGUUUCGCACAGGAUGUCACCUGGAGGUGGAUUUUCUACGUCAACUUGCCUGUGAUAGCUGUCGGGAUCGUGUUCGUGGUCCUGUUCCUUCACCAGACCCCAAUCCCUGGCGACAUCAUGAGCAAACUCCGCCGUUUCGAUUGGUUUGGCUCUCUUCUAUUCACCAUCAGCUCAACGGGAUUUCUCUUCGGGCUCACCACAGGCGGCGUAAUGUAUGAAUGGGGUUCGUGGAGGGUGCUGUUACCCUUGAUCAUCGGGCCUUGUGGGUUGUUUGCCUUUGCCUAUUGGGAAUUCCGCUUUGCCUCUGAGCCCAUCAUUCAUAAGGGCGUCUUCAAUAACUGGGAUAUGCUUUCGUCAUAUGCUAUGACCAUGUGCCACGGGAUAAUUCUGUGGAGUAUACUUUAUUUCCUGAUUCUCUACUACCAGGGCGUCAAGCUCUACAGUCCCGUCAUCUCUGCGGUUGCCUGCCUCCCUGAAACCCUGACAGUCGCGCCCUCAGGACUUGUUGUUGGUAUUUUUGCUGCCAAAACAGGACAUUAUCGUUGGUCCAUCUGGAUCGGCUGGGCACUCACCACGCUUGGAGCCGGGAUCCUACUUCUCCUAGAUGCAGGGACCUCAACAGCUGCCUGGGUUUUUCUAAACAUCCCGAUCGGUAUCGGGACAGGGAUGCUCUUCCCCGCGAUGGCUCUCAGUAUCCAGGCCGCCUCGGAGCCCGCUCUUAACGGCGAGGCCGCCGCCUUCUUCGUAUUUAUUGUUAGGGAUAACUAAUCAGGCCGACGGGCCUACACUACUACCUUCCCCAUAGCUUCCCAUAGGCUAGCUUCUUCUCCAAAUAUAUAUAUAUAAAUAAAAUACC